AUGAAUUGUUUCUCGUGCUUUUCUACAACAAAUACAGAUAAUGAAGGUUCUUCCAUGCCUGCUCCCUAUAGGCAACCAACCUCACCUAAGAAUAUGAGAGAGAGAGCAACAGGAGGAGUCAUAGCAGACGCGCCAUUGAACAAUAUCGAGGCAGAGACUUUCACGUUCCGUGAGUUAGCCACCGCUACAAAGAAUUUCAGACAAGAGUGCCUCAUAGGAGAAGGCGGGUUCGGGCGGGUUUACAAAGGAAACCUCGAUAAAACAGGACAGGUCGUAGCAGUGAAACAACUUGAUAGGAAUGGAUUACAAGGCCACAGAGAGUUCUUGGUCGAGGUUUUGAUGCUUAGUCUUCUUCAUCAUUCGAAUCUUGUGAAUCUAAUUGGCUAUUGCGCCGAUGGAGACCAAAGACUUCUUGUUUACGAGUAUAUGCCUCUUGGAUCCCUCGAAGAUCAUCUCCUUGAUCUUGAACCGGAACAGAAACCACUAGAUUGGAACUCUCGUAUUAAGAUUGCUUUAGGAGCAGCAAAAGGUCUUGAGUAUCUUCACGAUACGGCUAAUCCUCCUGUAAUUUAUCGAGAUCUAAAAUCGUCAAAUAUAUUGCUUAACCGAGAUUUCGUUGCAAAACUAUCGGAUUUUGGUUUAGCGAAACUAGGCCCUAUUGGAGAUACACAACAUGUGUCUUCCCGAAUUAUGGGAACUUACGGUUAUUGUGCCCCUGAGUAUCAGAGAACUGGCCAUCUUACGGUUAAAUCAGAUGUCUAUAGCUUCGGAGUUGUACUGUUGGAACUUAUAACCGGAAGGCGAGUUAUUGACCCAACCAGACCUAGUAAUGAACAAAAUCUGGUUAUUUGGGCACAACCGAUAUUCAGAGAACCGAGUAAAUUUCCAGAGCUAGCUGAUCCAUUUCUUCGAGGCGAAUUCCCAGAAAAGAGUUUGAAUCAAGCUGUAGCUGUAGCGGCGAUGUGCCUUCAUGAAGAACCUACGGUCAGACCACUAAUCAGCGACGUUGUUACAGCCCUCAGCUUUCUUGGUGCAUCUUCUGGUUUCUCAACUACCAGCCCAAACCAUUUGCAAAAAGAUCGAUCCGAGAAUUAUCAUGAUGCAGUUCAGUGGGAUUCAAGUCCUAGAUGA
Molecule: messenger RNA, 1131 nt
Organism: Arabis nemorensis
Lineage: Eukaryota; Viridiplantae; Streptophyta; Magnoliopsida; Brassicales; Brassicaceae
Source: the annotation of a GenBank genome assembly